Lymnaea stagnalis (great pond snail) is the source of this 19211-nucleotide messenger RNA. The record is from the annotation of a GenBank genome assembly. Lineage: Eukaryota; Metazoa; Mollusca; Gastropoda; Lymnaeidae.
AAUAUCUUGUAUUGAUCUCAGCAAUAAAGCAAGAACGGUAAGGUUCAGAUUGUCUCAGCUAGAAUAAUGUUGAACUGUUGACAUAUUUCGUCAAGAAAGUUAAUGGCUCACGCUGAACUGUCGAUGUUUGUUGUAUAGGUGAUAGUAAAGGUCGCAAGCUCGCUAAACCGCACGAGUUUGGUAAAGUUCCAACCAACAGCGCGAUAAGUUACUUGUACCAGUGUUGUACUUGUGUUUACCAGUGAUGUAUUUGUGCUGUACUUGUGUUGUACCAGUGCUCUACUUGUGUUGUACUUGUUUCAUACAAGUCAGAGAGGAAGUUUCAACAGUUGUGUUUUAUGGUCAAAUUCCUCCAGCUUGUUUGAUGGCGAGUGACAGUGUUUGAAAAUUGACAAGACACCUAGCUGGCCUGGUGCAAACCAGAAACUCACUUGCGUAGCAGCUGUCUACAAAAGCUCUCGACAAAAGCUGUCUACAAAAGAUCUCUAUGUGUCGCUUAGUGACAUAUGUGUCUUUUAUUUAUUGUUUAAAACCAAAGGUUUAAUUUAAAAACAAUUUAUUCACCAUAUCUAAGUGUAAGUGUUAGAAUUUUACCUUGGGGAAAAUCUUAUUUUGGCAUGCGCUUCAAGAAUUUGACCAUAAAACACAACUGUUGAAACUCCUCUCUGACACACAUACACUAGAAAAAUACGAACGUAAAGCAAUAAUUCACCAUCACCCUUCACUCACAAAACUAAAGUUUACUCAGACUGCCUCAGUAGACGGCAGACAAACAAUUGGAGUUUACUCACAUCUCACGCCCUUAAGUCACUGCGAUUCUCAACACUAUCUCCACGAGUGAGAAUUUGAAUCUUUGCUGGCUCAAAUUUGGAGAUCAGUGGAGCGGGUCCCCUUUAUCGGACAAGUUCAUACAAAUUAAAUGUUUGAGUUAAAAUAAAAGUUAUAUAAGUUUUCCUCUAGCAUCGAUUUUGAAUUGAAGACUAUUUGAGGUAUGUAUUCCUAUAGUCUUUUAUUCAUCGUUAUUUGCAUUUCAUCAUAAAUAUAAAAAUGAAAAUUGGAGCAUUUUUUUUAGUUCUGCGUUAUACACCUUUAUUGCUUAUUUGUGUGCAAAGAAAGAAUUUUGUAAGUUUGUAUCAUGCACACAAUGUUGUCUGCUUAUGAGCCGUUUAGCACUUGAUGAUUUUAUAAACUGUUUGGGGGUGGGGGGAGUUAAAUUUGCUUCCUUGAAUUCUUAUAUCAAAACCAUCUUUAAAAUACGAGAUUGCUUUUAGAACACAAUAACCCAAUUUGUACGUUCCAUUUUAACAUUGGAAGCUGAUUUUCUGUAACUUAUUAAAAAAAAUUCAGCUUUACAAUUUCAUGGCUAAAUUGGGCAUUAUCGACAAAAGGGUAUAUCAGAAAUUGGGCAUUAUCGACAAAAGGGUAUAUCAGAAAUUGGGCAUUAUCGACAAAAGGGUAUAUCAGAAAUUGGGCAUUAUCGACAAAAGGGUAUAUCAGAAAUUGGGCAUUAUCGACAAAAGGGUAUAUCAGAAAUUGGGCAUUAUCGACAAAAGGGUAUAUCAGAAAUUGGGCAUUAUCGACAAAAGGGUAUAUCAGAAAUUGGGCAUUAUCGACAAAAGGGUAUAUCAGAAAUUGGGCAUUAUCGACAAAAGGGUAUAUCAGAAAUUGGGCAUUAUCGACAAAAGGGUAUAUCAGAAAUUGGGCAUUAUCGACAAAAGGGUAUAUCAGAAAACACACUUUAGGCUCCUAAAAAAAACAUGAACUUUUUAUUUCCUGCUACACACCUACAGGUUUCAAGUGACACACCUAAACCAUGCAGACGACUAGAAACCGACCGAAAGUGAUUUUCUGAUUUCGGCCGAAGCCGAAAAAAGGCCGACAGUUUAAAAUGAAUUUCGGCCGAAACCGAAAAAAUGCCGAAAGUAUAAAAAUGACUUUCAGCCGAAACCGAAAAAAGGCCGAAAGUUAUGAAUUUUGGCCGAAAUCGAAGCCGAAACCGAAGCCGAAGCCAAAAAUGAAAUAUUUAGAUAUUUUGAAAUUCGUUCCCGAAUACAUUCUGCAUACAUCGAAAAUGAUGCGGGAAAUUAUAAAUAUUUAUAUUCUUUUUAUAAAAAUUAAGAUAAUCGCGAAUAUUAAUAAAUAAACUCGCGGCCCGUGAGUCAUUUAUGACCCACAAGACGAUAUUUUGCGGCCCGCUACAUGACAGAAAAGUUAAGUGUUAAUGCGCCGGCCCGUUUCCCCCAUUCUCAUAUCUAUAUCGUGACUCUCCGCGACGGUUUCAGUCAAAUCUCACCAACUUGUCUAAUUCUCAUUUUGAUUAAUGUAUCUAUAUAUUUUUGUAUGAUAGUUAUAAUGGUAGGAACCGUUUUAAAAUCGGAAUAAUUUUUUUUUAUUACAUAGCUUUUUAUGAGACAAACAUCACAAAGAGUGCGGCUUUGAGAAAUUUUUUAAAAAGUAAUUUGGCGGGUUGACUGCCAUAUUUGUGUAAAUCAUAGCAAUCUGAUACUUUAUUAAAGGAUUCAUAUUAAAAUUACCGCUAGUGUUUACGAGUGAGGUAAAUUCCGGUCACUCAGCCUGGUCACUUUCUAAAUCUUCUUCUUAUGCCUUUUUACCUAGUCUGAAUCUCUACAUUUUUUAGAUUUCAAAACACAGACAGCAACUUUUCAGCUUUUUUCUGACCCUUUCUCCUUUAAUGUGCAAGAUGCCCCGCGCGGGGAGCUGAAUGGAAAAACAGACAAGAAUGGACAUUUUAUUGCAUUGCCAUCCAUCUUCCCUGAAAUGUUUAAGUUGUUCAAGUGGAACAUACGACUUUUUGGGAGUACCUAACUGUGUGAAAAACUCUUUUCCACCAUGCACUUUAACAAGUCAAAGUUCAGGGCUAUACUUACUGUUAAGGAUCUUCAAGCUAUACUGAGAGUCUUAGUUGUUUCCUCACUCAAGCCAAAAUUGCUUAGCUGUGUAAAAAAAAGCGCUUCCAGGUCUCUGGCAACAGUGAGUAGGUGGAUGAAUCCUAUUUCUUGAGAACACUUAAUGUUUUUAUUGUUAUCUAUAAAGGUUGAGAAGAUUGUAACAGUUGUAAUCGCCUUUUUGUGGAAUACUUGAUGUGGCCCAGUCUCACUCAGACACUACGUCCUGCCCCCCCCCCGCCCCCCCUGAUGAUUUGAGUUUGAGACCCUUGAUCUAAUGAAUACUUUGGAUUUUACCAUUUUAAUAUAAUAGUAAUUUAAAUUGCUCUACAAUUUUUUUAAACUUAGUAUGGUAUUAAAAAAUUGGCAAAAAUUGGAUAAAAAGGGGGGGGGGGAAUUAAUGCAAAAUAGACUCUUGAGUGCCUUUGCAUUUAUAAUAUAAUUACAACCUAGAACAUAUACCUACAACAAUAAUUGUGGCUCUAAUAGAGCCAAAUAGCACCAAAAUAUAUGUUAUUGAGGCUAUAAAAAUAUCACCACAACGUUUCGCUGUUUGCUUAAUACUAAUGCUUUGUGUUUUCAUAAAUAGCUUGCAAGAUAUCACUGUAUCAAUAUUCAACCUAGUAACACCAAACUAGUCUUUCCGUGCUGACGUAGUUUGUUCUUAAUGAUCGGUUUGUUAGUUCUUAAAGUGCGAUGAGUUUAUUCAUAAAGAUCGCUUAAUUUGUUCUUAAAGAUCACUUAGUUUGUUGUUAAAGAUCGUUCAGUGUUUUAAUGAUCGCUUUAUUUGUUCUUAAAGCUCGGUGAGUUUGUUAUUAAAGAUCAUUAAGUUUGUUCAAAAAAGUUUUUUCUUAAAGAUCGCUAAGCUUGUGUUAUUAAAAGAUCCUUUAGUUUGUUCAUAAAGAUUGCUAAGUUUGUUCUUAAAGAUCAUUGAUUUAGAUCUUAAAUAUCGCUUAGUUGUUUUUAUAGAUCAUUCAGUUUGCUCUUAAAGAUCAUUUAGUUUGUUUGUAUAGAUAUUUUAGUUUGUUAUUAAAAAUCCUUUAGUUUGUUCUUAAAGAUCACUUAUUUUGUUGUUAAAGAUCGUUUAGUUUUUCAUAAAGAUCGCUUAGUUCGUUCUGAUAGAUAAUUGAUUUUGUUCCUUAAGGUCGAUUAGUUUGUUCUUAAAGAUCUCUUAGUUUGUUCCCAAAGAACAUUUAGUUUCUGUUAAAUAUGGCUUAAUUUAUUCUUAUGAAUCAUUUAGUUUACUAUUAAAGAUCAUUUGUUUUGUUAUUAAAGAUCAUUAAGUUUAUUUCUAAAAAUCGUUUGUUUUAAAGAUUGUUCUUAAAAAGUGCUUAGUUUGUUUUAAAGAUCGUUUAGUUUGUUCUUAACGAUCGCUUAAUUUGUUCUUAAAGAUCGCUUAGUUUGUUCUUAAAUGUCGCUUAAUUUGUUGUUAAAUAUCUCUUUCGCUGAGUAUUAGAUGACCGAAAAUCUCAGUCACUUUCGGCCGUAUGACCGAAAGUCUAAGUCAAUUUCGACCGAAACCGAAAAAACCCCGAAAGUUAACUUUUCUCUUUCGGCCGAAACCGAAAUUAAGCCGAAAGUUAACUUUUCAGUUUCGGCCGAAACCGAAACUUGGUCGAAAGUGAUAAAAUGGCCACUUUAGGCGUCGAAACCGAAGCCGAAGCCGCAAUUCGGUCGGUCUCGACAGACGACACACCUUAACAAAUCACACAUAUUUAAAAUGGUGCUAUGAGACGUUUGCCCACUCGUCUCUGGUGCAAUGGGACAUGUGUCCACCGAUCCCUGGUGCAUUGGGACAUUUGGUCACUGGGGCCCCGGGCAAGCUUAUUUUUGCGCCCCUUUUAACUAUAAUCAUAAAGAUUUGCAAGGAAAAAAUUAGAGAUUAGGUAAUGAGUUAUAAUAGUUAGUUUUUUAACAAACAGUUAACAAUGAUAUUCUUUUUUUCUAUUGUAAUUUUAUAGUAUAAACAAUUAGCUUACAUGACAGUUGUUUGUCGCCUUUAAAUCAGUAAAUCUUGUUAUGGCAGUUUCUAUAUUUUGGUACAUUGCAAUAUAUUUUUGUAUAGGCACAAUUGCCAAAGAAUAAAUUCUGUCUUGAGACAUGAUGAUAGUGAAUAUGUAUUUAAAUUUGUAAAGCUUCUCUCGCCAGCGGCUAAAGUAAUAGAUAUUGUAAGCAUUCUUCUUAAUACUAUUCACAGAUUUGGCAUGACAUCCUGUAAGUUAUUUGUGUUUAUGACUUCACUGGCUACUAUUGGAAACGCAACAACAUUAGGAAAUAAUUCUUUGGCUACAUAUGGUUCAGUUAACAGAUCACAUCCAUUUCUAUCACUAUUUUCUGGAUACUUUAGGUACAAUUAUUUCAAAAUUCUAUUUAAAAUAAUAAUCCUAAAAUUCGGACAUUCCAAAAAAAAAAGCACCAUUAUCUCCUGAAUGCUUUUAAACAUCAAGAAAUGUUUUGUAGUAAUUAUCGUCCUAAGAUUGCCUAGUGCUUUGACAAAUGAACUCACUAGAUAACGCUCUUUCAGUAAUCAGUUGUAGCAGUAUUACCGUAAUAUUUCGCCCACCGUAUAGUCAACGUGUGUGUAUAUGUGUGUGAUGUGUCCCUCUCCUCCCACCCCACCCCCCCCUUUUGACAACGCCAGUGGUUCCACAAAUAUUUUUGUCUUCCCUGCGCCAAUACCAAAUGUAGGUUUUCACCAGGCGCCAUUUGGUGAAUUCUUACAAGUAUAUUUUGAAAAAGCGAACAUCUUAAAAAGAUAAACUAAAGGGUUGGUAAAAUGCAUUAUUUGUAGACAAUAGUUGCUCAAGUGUUUGCAUCAAGACGGCUUUGAUGAGCAGUGUAAAUACAAUUAAGAAAGGUGUAAUAUUUCAGCGCCUCUAUAAGGAAGCGGAAGCAACCUAUUGCCGCCACCCCGAACGACUAAAGUCGCAGAGCAAGCAGUCUACCGAUGAGCAAUACGCUGACAAACCAACCACCGUCGCUUCCGUAAAAUUGAAGUCACUGUCACGAGAAACGGUUGGCAAAGAUAAAAGAACUCAAAACAAGCUGUCACUUCCUGUCCUCGAUCAUAUCAUUUAUGUAGUAAGGUAGACAUACAUUUGGGAAUGGCAAUUAUUUUCCUUCCCCGGCGCCCUCAAGUAAUGCUUUUUCAUGUUUUUCAAGAUCGCCGAUGGCGCCCUAAACAUACGGUUCCACGGGAAACUGCCAGAGUUGCCCUGUGUCUUGAGCUGGUCCUGCACAUACUUUUUAAAACACUUGUUAUGUAGCAUACUUUUCCCGUGCGUGAACUUUCCUUGACCUCACAUUAGACUCCUAGCAGACAGUAAAGUCUGUUGUCGGCUUGGUUAAAUCUCUUUGAUGUAUCUUUUUUACAAACAACUUCCAAUUAAACUUGGGAAGUAUGUCUACUUGUAUCUUGUCGAAGGUUCUUGAUUGUUUUCGAACAGUAAGGGCGUUUCUAGACGCGUCGGUAGACCCACAUAUAUAAGGGAUUGACAGGCACAGAGAGGGACGGAGAUUGAUACAUAUUUUUAACUUCACGAGGCGAGUAUUAUUCUUUGUGUACUUGUAUGUGUGUAUUCGCAUUCUUCAUUCAUCAUUAUUCAUUGGCACAAUGUACUAAUUGUGUACCUGUACAAGAUUUUUCCCAUACUCUGUAAGUUGAUGAUUUGUAAUGAUAUUUCUUUUGUAUUAUUACUAAAUUAAAUCUUAUUAAUUGUAAUUGGUACUGUUUUGGGUGUCGUAUUUUUUUGUUAUUGUAUUUCUCUAUGAUAUCGUCCUUUGUUAGGCACUGUUUGAUGAGCCAUACAUUUAAAAUAGAAGAUUAAUUUCUCACUAUAGAAGGCACUGGUUUCAUGAAAAUAUUCCUGGUUUCAAGAAAUUCCUAGUUUUUUCAGUCUUUCCAGACUGCAAGAGAAAAAAAUCAAACGUUAGUAUUAGAGAACGACCAAAUUUCGGCUGCGGCUUCUGUUUCGGCACCGAAAGUGGCAAGUUGAUCAAUUUCAGUGGGCUUCGGAGGACGAAAUCCACAUGGCCUGGGAUUAUACUUCGUGGUAGCCACAAUCGCACUUAUUGAAAAGUCCGCCUUGCCCUGGUGGUCAAGGCGGACUUUUCAAUAAAUGCGAUUGUGGCUACCACGAACACCGCCAGCCGGGUCAAUUUGGAACACAGACUUAUCCUGACUUACGGCACUUUGACGCCAGAUGGGAUUAAUUUUAUGUCACUGUUCACAGCUUGACCCUAGCUCCGCCCCUCCACAUUCUGACCUAUCACAGUGAACAUUUUUCUCCCCCUUUUUUUCGCCGCUGCUUAUUUAAACUCUCACUCAUUUUCCUUCUGCCACACUUCUAUUGCUGCCCACAGAUACUACUUACCAGCUAAGUGCUUUUUCUUAUUUUUAUACCGUUUUUUCUGUUGUUUUGUUCGCUGACGAAGGCUUUCUGCCGACACGUUCGCUGUUUUGUUGCGUUUAUUUUUUCAGGUUUAACCCUACUCUGUUUUCCUCAUUUUAUUUUGUACUAACCUGAUUGCAGUCUUUCCCCUUAUUACCCCUUUACAAUUUGGACAGGUUAUUGCUAGUUUACAAUUUGGACAGGUUAUUGCUAGUUUACAAUUUUGACAGGUUAUUGCUAGUUUACAAUUAUUCUAAUUAAGGAAAUUAGAAAAAACUUUUUAUCAUGUAAUAUUAGAAUCACAUACCAAUCUGGUGUUUUAUUUAAUCAAAUGCGAUUUUACUUUUUUGUAAAGUAAGCAUAACUGCAUUUGCACUGUAAUUUUGCAGCCUUUUCUUUAGUACUGUCUUUCACUGAACUAUUUAAUAACAAGAAAAUAUCACCCGAUGUCAUCAAGAUUAUGAUGACAGUCACUUUGCGAUAAUUUCCACCUGCUAUUGCAAAAACUUAUCAAAAUUACGUAUUUCGAAAAGAAGUAUCUAUUUAAUAAUGUUUACGUUUCUAACAUCAUUAAAAGUUUUAAGAAGUAUUUUUCUGCUAUAUAUUAUACACCUACCCUAACCCUUUUCGCGCCCCUAAACUACAUUUUUCCCUCUAAAUAUGAUCUUAAAUUACCAAAUAAAGAAUCACUAAUUAAAUCAUUAUUGUCACCAUAGGAUUUCAUUUUGUAGCUGAUUGAUCUUCAGUGCAAUUCUAAGUUCAUAGAUAGUUUAUGAGAGCAUUGCCCUCCACCUUCACUGAGAUUUCCAGGUUUUCCCUUGCGGAUCAUAUGACUUUUUGGGGUAACCUAUCUGUGUGAAAAGCUCUUUUCCACUAUGAAUGUUAACAAGUCAAAAUUCAGGUCCAAACUUAUUGGUGAGCAACUUCAAGAUAUACUUAGGGUCUCGGUUGCUUUCUCACUCAAGCCAAAGCUGUAUAAAAAGAAGCGCUGCCAGGUCUCUGAGUAGGAGGACGUAAGUGAAGCCUAGUUCUUUAGAACCUUUUUUUAUUUUUAUUUGUCAUUUAUAAAGGUUGAGCAGAUUGUAACAAUUGUACUUUAAUGAAUUUGUAAAAGCUUUUUUGCGUGGAAUACUUGAUGCGGCUCAGUCUCAUUCAGAAUCUACCUCAUACGGCCGUGGGAUGAUUUGACUUUGAGACCCCUGGGCUAUCGGGUUUCGCAGCACUGAUUGACUUACAUGACAAUUUCUUAUUAAAAGUAUAUUUAAAGUUAAGUUUUUAUUACUUUAUAAAUUUAAAUGAAUAAAAGUAUAUUUUUGGAAUGAAAAAAAAAUUAAAUGUUAAAAAAUACAAAGCUAUUUGUGUGUUUGAUAUUAACAAGUUAAAAAGCAAUAAAUUAUAUUUAUUAUUUUUACUUUUAAAAAUGGGAAGAUACAUUAUACGUUUUGUCAUGUGCGAUUAUUAAUUCAGAGACACUUAGAGCUUUGGCUUAAAUAGGCAAUUCAAGCUAUUACGUCAUUUGCGUGUUUAUUUAGAUCAAAUUAAUUUUAAUUGUAUUUCAAAAAAUUAACAACGCACUUAAAACAUACUAAAAACAAUUUAUUUUUUGGUAUUGCAUGUUAGAUGUGCUUGUGAUGUCAUUCUUAGAAACAAUUUUUUGUGUUUCAUUUUUUACUACAGCUGUUGUUAUAAUGUAUAAUAAUACUGCUUACAGUUUUACUUAAAUAAAAGCGGAUAUAUUUUAUUUUUUGCGAAUUUAAAUUUAUUCGAUUACCGUAACAAUAAUAGAAAUCAACGAUCAUUGUUUUUAAGAACCCGAACGUAUUUAAAUCGCUGCGUUUUUUUUUUUUUUUUUUUUUUUUUGUUUUUUUUUCCCCUCUCUUCUUUUUUUUUUUUUUUUUUUAUUCGCCGCGCGUUUUUUUCUUGCUUUUUUUUUUUUUUUUUUUUUUUUUUUGGCAUUAUGCUCAGCCUAGCUCAUUUUUAUAUGUAUAAUCUUUGUCCCAUAACAUCCACACUGCCCUUCACCUUUUUUCUAAAGAUGAAUCCAUAAGCAAGAGCCCGCACGGGAAGCCGGGAACUCCCGUAUGUAGAAACAAGUCAGACAAACCUAUAGCUUAACUAUAUGACCCGAUAAGAAGAUUACUCAGCGGUGACCUCGUCAUUGGAGUGUUGAAGAGGUGGAUAAAAGAUUGUCAUUACUAGCGUUAGUUAAGUCGGAUGCUAUUUGACUCGUUAUUUGAUGACGUUUGUCGGAGUCGUCAUUCAAUUAAUGUCGUAACUCGAAGCGUCUAUUAUCUCUACAUUGAUCUAAAAUGUCCAUGGACAGCAUUUAAUUGAUGACUGUGACAAGGUAUUUCUUUAAGAUUUGCUCAGUGAGUACAAAUAUGAAGAAGCAUCAUAAAGUCGUUGGUAAUUGACAAGUAUUGAUUCCUUGAUGCCGUCCUCAGGCGUUAAGCAAAUACUGUCCAGUGAAGUGUGACUUUACUAAGCUCAGUACACAGUACACAUUUCUGAUGGGGUAAAUGUAUGGUAAAACUAAAAUAAGUUCAUCUUAUUGACGAGCCAAGCCCAUCUUAAACGAUGCUUAAUACAUAUUAUAAUAAACUAAGUACAUCUUUACUAUACUAAGUACAUCUUUACUAAACUUAGUAUAUAUUUACUAAACUAAGUAUAUCUUUACUAAACUAAGAACAUCUUUACUGAACCAAGAAUAUUUUUACUAAACUUAGAACACCUUUACUUAACUUAGUACAUCUUUACUAAACUUAGUACAUCUUUACUAAACUUAGUACAUCUUUACUAAACUUAGUACAUCGUUACUAAACUUAGUACAUCUUUACUAAACUUAGUACAUCUUUACUAAACUUAGUACAUCGUUACUAAACUUAGUACAUCUUUACUAAACUUAGAACAUCUUUACUAAACUAAUGCAGCGUUACAAUACUGUUGUUCUAGUGUGUAAUAAGGGGGAUAGUCUGCAAUCAGUUUAGGGAAAAAGGAAAUAAAAAUUUAAAAAAAAACAAAGUAUGCGAACACCUGAAAAAAAGGAAGACAGUUCAGCUAAGUGCUACUUUGUAAAGGGAACACAGUUCAGCUAAGUGCUACUUUGUAAAGGGAACACAGUUCAGCUAAGUGCUACUUUGUAAAGGGAACACAGUUCAGCUAAGUGCUACUUUGUAAAGGGAACACAGUUCAGCUAAGUGCUACUUUGUAAAGGGAACACAGUUCAGCUAAGUGCUACUUUGUAAAGGGAACACAGUUCAGCUAAGUGCUACUUUGUACAAGGAACACAGUUCAGCUAAGUGCUACUUUGUACAAGGAACACAGUUCAGCUAAGUGCUACUUUGUACAAGGAACACAGUUCAGCUAAGUGCUACUUUGUACAAGGAACACAGUUCAGCUAAGUGCUACUUUGUACAAGGAACACAGUUCAGCUAAGUGCUACUUUGUAAAGGGAACACAGUUCAGCUAAGUGCUACUUUGUACAAGGAACACAGUUCAGCUAAGUGCUACUUUGUAAAGGGAACACAGUUCAGCUAAGUGCUACUUUGUACAAGGGAACACAGUUCAGCUAAGUGCUACUUUGUAAAGGGAACACAGUUCAGCUAAGUGCUACUUUGUAAAGGGAACACAGUUCAGCUAAGUGCUACUUUGUACAAGGAUCACAGUUCAGCUAAGUGCUACUUUGUAAAGGGAACACAGUUCAGCUAAGUGCUACUUUGUACAAGGAACACAGUUCAGCUAAGUGCUACUUUGUAAAGGGAACACAGUUCAGCUAAGUGCUACUUUGUACAAGGAACACAGUUCAGCUAAGUGCUACUUUGUACAAGGAACACAGUUCAGCUAAGUGCUACUUUGUACAAGGAACACAGUUCAGCUAAGUGCUACUUUGUAAAUUUUAAGUCGGUUUUGUGUGUUGUUUUGUUCGCUGACGAAUGCUUCGUGACGACAAGUUCGUUGUUUUGUUCGCUGACGAAGGCUUCCUGACGACAAGUUCGUUGUUUUGUUCGCUGAUGAAGGCUUCCUGACGACAAGUUCGUUGUUUUGUUCGCUGACGAAGGCUUCCUGAUGACAAGUUCGUUGUUUUGUUCGCUGACGAAGGCUUCCUGACGACAAGUUCGUUGUUUUGUUCGCUGACGAAGGCUUCCUGACAACAAGUUCGUUGUUUUGUUCCCGGACGAAGGCUUCCUGACAAGUUCGUUGUUUUGUUCACUGACGAAGGCUUCCUGACGACAAGUUCGUUGUUUUGUUGCGUUUUUCCUCCAGGUUUUCCACAUACUUCGUUUUAUUCAUUUCUUUUUCUUGUUGUGUGACUUUCUGUUCUUGAUUGUAAAGUUACAUAUCGUUGUGUUUAUGUUUGUUUAUUGUGUGGAAUUUUCCUUGAGACUUAAUUUGACCUUACUGUUUUCUUUUCUUUUAAAGACGCAAGCAGUAUUAAAAGUUUCUAACAUCAUUAAAUGGAGUAUGGAUGUAGGGGAGCUCAUUCAUUACAUGCAGGUUGAACGUGGAUACACCGCUCUUCAUUUCAUCACUGCAAGGGAAACGAAAAUUAAUCAGCUUGUUGGAGAGAUAAGAAUGUUGGUCAAAGAAAGUUUCACGUAAGUUUCACAACAUUAAUUCUAUGAACAUGUUCACCUAUUCUAUAAUAUGUAAGUGUGAUCAUUGUAUUAAUGCUUAGAUUUCUGCACUAUGAAGAAUGACCUUUUUGAACACCUUCAAACAAAAGUCUUUUGUCCUAAAAAAAUCAAAAUUGUAUGCCCCACACUGUGGGACCUUCCAACUGCUCAGACCUAACCAGUAGGGACGACCUAUCCACUUGUGGAAACUAUCCACUGGUGUGACCUAUCAACUGGUAUGACCUAUUCACUGGUUAGACAUAUCAACUGGUACGACCUAUCCACUAGUGCGACCUAUCAACUGAGUUCAACCUAAACGUGAACAUAUACAGUAAAUAAUCCUUAUAUCUGUAUAUUAUGCCUAGAUCAGUUUGUGUAACUAAUCUUUAACAAAUAUAUGCCAUUGAUGCACACUCACAUAUUUAUGGACAUAACAUUUGAUACGCUUUAAAUAAAACAUGCUACAUCGGCGUCUAUAUUAGAAAUUUCAGAACAGGUAAAACUAAAGCUAAAUAAGCUACCAACAGGUAAAACUGAAGCUCAUUAAGCUACCAAAAAGGUAAAACUGGAGCUCACUGAGCUACCAAAAAGGUAAAUCGGAAGCUCAUUAAGCUACCAACAGGUAAAUCUGAAGCUCAUUAAGCUACCAAGAAGGUAGAACUGAAUUGCAUUAAGCUUACAACUAAUAAAACUGGAGCUCAUUAUUUAUUUAUUUAUUUAUUUAGACAUUUUUAUAUAGCGCUUAUCAUAAAGCUCUAAGCGCUUUACAAUUAUUAAAACAUGUAAACUAAGUAAAUACAAAUGAGACACUAGGAUAGUAACUACUAUAACAAUUAUUAAAACAUGUAAACUAAGUAAAUACAAAUGAGACACUAGGAUAGUAACUACUAUUCUAUAGAAACAAUGAAAAUGGCUAUAAAACGAGGACACUUUGACACUUCAGGAUCAACCCGAAAUAGAAAAUGAGGUAGGGCAAGCAGGGUGCAUCACAGGUCAUAGGCGGACCUAAACAGAUGAGUUUUAAGGGACUUUUUGAAAAUGGAAAAUUUUUGAAAACUAAGCUUACAACUAAUUAACUGGAUCUCAUUAAGCUUACAACUAAUAAAACUGGAGCUCAUUAAGCUUACAACUAAUAAAAGUUGAGCUCAUUAAGCUUACAACUAAUUAACUGGAUCUCAUUAAGCUUACAACUAAUAAAACUGGAGCUCAUUAAGCUUACAACUAAUAAAACUGGAGCUCAUUAAGCUUACAAUAGGUACAAAUGAAGCUCAUUAAGCUUACAAUAGGUACAAAUGAAGCUCAUUAAGCUUACAAUAGGUACAAAUGAAGCUCAUUAAGCUUACAAUAGGUACAAAUGAAGCUCAUUAAGUUUCCAACAGGUGAAACCAGAGCUCGUAAAGCUUCCUAUAGGUAUAACUGAAGAUCAUAAAGCUUCCAGCAGGUAAAACUGGAGCUCGUUAAGCUUCAAAAAGGUAAAACUGGAGCUCGUAAAGCUUCCUAUAGGUAAGACUGAAGAUCAUUAAGCUUCAAACAGGUAAAACUGGAGCUCGUUAAGCUUUCAACAGGUAAAACGGGAGCUCGUAAAGCUUCCUAUAGGUAAAACUGAAGAUCAUUAAGCUUCCAACAGGUAAAACUGGAGCUCGUUAAGCUUCCAACAAGUAAAACUGGAGCUCGUAAAGCUUCCUAUAGGUAAAACUGAAGAUCAUUAAGCUUCCAACAGGUAAAACUAGAGCUCGUUAAGCUUCCAACAGGUAAAAGAGUUUUGUGUUAAUCGUCCGGUUUUUGAGGAAACCGGAGAUUCACCUGUACAUGUUCGCGGUUACUCCCAACUUCUGCAAUUUCAACAAUAGACCGGACCUCCAAACUCGGUCGUAGGCUUGUUUGAGGUCGAAAAAUACAGCCACUGUAUUUGAUUUUUUCUGGAGCCCAUCUGUUAUGGACUGGAGAAGACGGAGCACUUGGUCCACAGGCUGCAUUCCCUUGCGGAAGCCCGCCUGUAUUGGGCUGAGACUCUUAGUGCUCUCCAAGUGCCAGUAAAGUCUCUGGUUGACCAUUCUCGCGGCUACCUUCCCUAACAUCGAUGUUAGAGAGAUCGGACGGUAGCCGGUCGGUUUAUCGAGUUUCUUCCCUUCUUUGGGAAUAGGGACGAUGGUAGCGCUAAGCCAAGCUCUGGGUAGGAUUCCCGUUACCCACGAUCUGUUUAUGAUUUUCAAUAGCUCUCUCCUAGCUAUUGGGCCAAAGUUUUUAAUCAUCUCAUUGCAGAUCUUGUCCGGACCUGGUGCCUUGGCGGCGUCGCACUUGUCAAUGGCGAUUUGCAAUUCAACCAUAGUGAAAGGCGCGGUGAAGACUUCUGCAUGCGGCCCCCACUCCUGGGCCACUUCUCCAUUUCGCCGGAGACGGUUAAGGUUCUGGCUCUCUCUGGUCUCUUUCUGCUUCCAAUUGAUCUUUGCAAAAUGCUUGUUUAGGGCAUCGGAACUUUUGGCAUCUGUGGUAGCCGUGCCUGUCGUCGUUUGCAACGGACGCAGAUUUCUGACUUUUCCCGUGCAGGAUAAUGAGUCUAUCAAUCGCCAGACCUUUUUGCCGUCUUUCAGGUCAAGUUUUCCGCACGUACUAACCCAUUUUUCCUUUUUCGCCCUAUCAACCUCCUUCCAGACCUCUGCCGUCAGUCUGUUGUAAGCAUCGGCCGUCUUCAACUUUCCGGCUUUUGUCCGGGCUCUCUUUCGUUCACGGACCAUUUUAGCCAGCCUCUUGUUCCAAAAGGGGCGGAACUUGCGGUUCCCGUUAGUUCUCGGAAUUGUUUGCUUUGCCACUGUGAGGAUACCACUCACAAAGUCGUUGUAUGCAGCAUCAGUGCUUUUGGGUGUAUUGGGAGUCUCUGUUGACUCCGCAAUCAUACGUUCUGUUCGCUCCUGGAACAGGGACCACUUGGCUUUACCAAACAGCCAGUGUUUCCUAGCAAACCUAGGUUUUGCAAGCGCAAGACAAAUUGUAAUGAGGGUAGGUUUGUGGUCACUGCCAAUCUCAUCUAGGACUUCGCACUGAGUCCUCGCCUCGAGCUCAGCAGAGACCAGUGUAACGUCGGGGCGUGACAGGGCGCUAUUGCCCGUGUGAAGCAGUGUAGGUUCACUGUCACCAUUUUGCAGUCUGAUGAGAUUGGUUGAUAGCUCAACCUCCUCUAGGUAGCACCCAGAGGCGUUAGUGUCGGGAUAACCCAUAUCCCCCAUAUGGGCGUUAAAGUCCCAGCUAUAAUCCUAUCGCUAAAGAUUGUAGUGCCCUGCAAGGGCAGGCACAGAGUGUUUCUCGGAGUGUUAUAAAUCUUGCUGAUGGUAAAGGACUUACCACCUAUGACUACCAGAGUAUCCGUCCCACCAAUGUUUUUGCUCUCUACAAGCUCCGCUGUGAGGUGGUUUUUCACGAGAGUUACCAGACCUCGGCACCUUACGCAGGUGCAGCGGUAGACCGAGAAGCCCGAGAUGUGCAAUGGGUGCUUCUUCAGUAGGGUCUCUUGCAGUAGAGCCACGUCCACAUCCCGAUUGUGGAGUAAUUUGGUGAGUUCGGUUAUUUUCCCUCUGACCCCGUUGCAGUUAAGCUGCAUAACUACUAAAGUUUUGGGGAGGUGACCAGCGGCACCUUGCCUAGUGCCCCCAGUAGCACAAAAGCCUGCAGUCGGCCUGAGCCCCGUCACCGAUCUGCAGGGGAGGAGGGGAUUCGAGUGUCCCUCAGUUUGAGUCAUGUGUUUUUUUACUAGCCAUGUAAAAAGAAUAAUAACUAGGCUUUAUUUUCUUACCUUCUCUCGGGUGAAAGUUACAAGUAACUUCCCCCCUUCACAUUGGGAGACAGACGUAGAGACGUGAGUUUUUUAGGUUCAGGUAGUCAGGUCUACCCUACUAGUCCGAUGCGCCAACUAGAGGCAAAACUCUUGUGUGUAAAAAAUGCCAUCGCACCAAUACUCAAAAUUUGUGAUCUACUUUAAAGAAGUCUUACGUUAUUAAAAAUAAUAUAAAAGGUAAUUGAUAAUUUCAAUUUCCCUUAGGCAGAAAAUAAAAUAGAUUAGAUGUAUUACCGAGUAACGCAUUUCUAUCGAUGAGUUGGUAAAAUAUAUCCUUUGAUCAGUCUAGACUCUUUGACUGUAAACAGUACAUAAUAAUGAGAUUAAAUUGAUAGCCUUCUGUGCCUCUUCUCCUUUCACUCUCUUUAAUGCGAACUGUGCCUGUUCCUGGACACUUUGGGAUUCAUUCAGGAUGUGGACUAUUGAUUUGCCAAUUUGAUCUAGAUAGUUUAAAUUAGCUGAGGCUUUCAUCCAGAUAGUUUAAACUAGCAGAGGCGCCCCCUUCGGGGUUAUUUUGUCUCACGGGGCGUCAAGUUGACAACAUAAAUGAACACUUCACACGUUCUUGUGUUAUGAGCAAAGCUAUACGCACCGCGCCCAGGAAAGACUUUCAUUUGUCUGCACCAAUAGAACAGUCAACUUUCAUGACUGACUGAUCUUGAUUUCUUGUGUAUAACUCAUAUAAGGAUGAACACGAACGUUAAUCUCCGGCUAAGGGCAUUCCCAAUGUUCAGAAAUGCAAUUUGUCAUCCUGCACAAUAUCAGAAACAUCUGAAAAGGGAAAAAAAUUAAUUAAUUCACAAAUCCAUCACAAUUACGGCCAUCUCAGCACUUAUGACAUAGAACAUCCAAUAACUACAAUAAGGAUAUGGAAAGUGAUGGGAUAAUGAAAGUUUUCACUAAACAAGCACAGUAUUUAUUUGAAAGGCAGCAGAGUAACAUUGAGGAUAAGAUUACUGUUAUAUUUCAACCCACCACAUUUAUCAUUCCUAUCCUGCACGCCAGCAACUUUCAGUUCACGUUACCAGUUUCAACAUGAGAUAGACGUUCACAUCACGUCUUGUCUGUUAGGACUUUGAGUAAUGUUUGACAGGAAAGCAAGAGCACUAGGCUUACUUACAAAUUUUAGGAUGACUGGCCCAGCACGAAGUGGAUUAUAUAAGGGACUUAAAGCAUAGGAAAAUAAGCAGUGCUCAUAAUCGGGCCACUGAGCUACGAGUGAGAGCUCAAUUAAUCACGUUAUAAUAAAAUCAACAGAUCGCUGUUGAAAAGUUUUAAACAAUAUAUGCAACUGUUUCCAAUAACUUGAACUCUACCAUUUCGCGUUUUGUCAUUUUUAUACAGGUCUGUACAUGUUACCACAUGUUACUACAUGUAAAGUAUAGUACAUUAUAGUAUAGUAAAGUAUAAUUCGGAUGAGUCAAUAUCAAAAUAGUAUUGUGUAUUUACAGGUUUAUGUGUGAUUCCAAGUAACGAAAUAAUUAAAUUUGAAAAUAAACAUAACAUUUUGUCAAUGAGAGAAGAAUGCUCUUCAUAAGAAAAGGAUAAAUGGAUACUAGACAAUGACAACGUAAAAUAGCCACACAAUAGCAAUGAAAUAAACAUUAAUUUCAGUGCACUGUAUAAAACGCUUUUCUUGUAUGUCUGAAACUAAUGACCGCAUUGUCUACUUGACAAAUUUGUACUACAAACACGCCCAAUAAGUUUGGUGGAACUGAAAUUUGUUGGCACGGAAAUUUGGUGGAACGGAAAUUUGGUCGAACAAAAUUCCUUUAAUCCAAAUUUUCUUUGAUCAAAUUUCAGUCGACCAAACUUCUUUCACGCCAUAUCUGGAAAAGCCACUAAAUGACAUACAAAGUAAAUGGAACAAUGUAAAUAUUGCAAUUGAUCUUACUUUUUCAAAAAUUCCUUGGAUUAAUAAAUGGUUAGGACUUUCUGACGAUGAAUCUUUUAUUUAUGUCAUCGUUAGAUGAAUAAGGUUUUUACGGUUGUUGAUCAACCAGUGAAUCUCAUUUAAUACGUCUGCAAUACUCACGCGUUGUUUAGACUUCCGUAUGAAAUUGUAUAUGACUUCUUCAAUUAAAAUGUUCAAAAAUGAUAGUCUUUUGUUACUAUAUUUUAAUAAAAUGAACUACAAACUGUAGUAGCUAUAGAACCCUUGAUAUUCAGAACACUUAAUGUUUGGAGCCACUGAUUUUAGAACCCUGAUAUUAGGAACAGCAGAUAUUUAGAACCCAAAUGUGUAGAACAAUUGGCCCCUGAAGUUUAGAAACCAAAUGUGUAGAACAAUGGGCCCCUGAUGUUUAGAAUCCCUUAUGUUCAGAAGCCUCAAGACUCUAGCCUCAUGUAUUUAGAUCCUCUUCUGUUUGAGACUGCAUGUCAGGUGCACAUUAGUCGGUCCUUGUCCCAGAAAUAUCAAAGAAACACAACAACAGUAGCGGAGAUUUUGUCAAAGGCCUGGGAUUGAAAGAAUUGGGUCAGAUUAGAUGAGCUCUGGCAGCUUCUGUUAGAUCUGUAACCUACGACGGAUGUCUUGUUUGGAAUUGAUUUGGACAUCUAGAAGGCUAAUCCUGUUCCAUGUAUAAUGUAUGUUUUACUUAAUGGGUUUUCUUCUCAGUUCAGAGGAUUAAAAGUCUGUUUAUAAGGAAGAAUUAAACUAAAUCAAUUCUUAAGUCAAUGGCAAUCGUAGCUCUAUGAGUUCACACAAGUUUUAGGCCGUAGCUGAAAGAGAAGUCUUUAAGUUGUGUAAAUACAUCGUCAACACGACAGACGUUCUUAAGCUUUAUUAUGUAAAAAGCGAUUUACAUUCAACUAUUUUACAAGCCAAUAUUUUUUAUUGUGAAAAAAAGUUAAAACUUCAUUGGAUAGUUCUCCCACGUUGUUUUUUUUUUUUUUUUGGUUUUUUUUUUGGUUUUACUGUGCAAAUAAAACUCUUAGAAAUAGGUCAAAUUAAUUUUUAUAUAUAAUAUUUUUUGUGAAAAAAAUUUAAAACUUCAUUUGAUAGUUAUUCCACGUUUUUUUUUUUUUUUUUUGGUUUUUUUUUUGGUUUUACUGUGCAGAUAAAACUCUUAGAAAUAGGUCAAAUUAAUUUUUAUAUAUAAUGAGUGAUUAAUUAUAACUUUAAGCGCUUAUUUAUCUGGUUUAAUGUGGUUCGUUCUUAACGGUGACACAUAUUUCAAAGUCAUUAAAUAAAUUUAGACAUUUGUUUUGCAGUUUCGAAUGUGUUCGAAGGAAAUUCUUAUCACCCUUUUUGUAAGGAAUCUGCUUCUUCAGUUGUGUUCUAAAGUAAACACAAGUAAAAAAAUAUAUACAAAAAAAACAAACUGUCAACAUUAAUAUUCCUUACAGAAGCACGGACCAGCGAAUAGAUGCCCUUAAUGCGUGGCCGUUGGAAGGUAACCCAGCCUAUGGCAACAUAAGUGACUUUAGUGAGUUUAAGGGUCAGCUGAACGAUUACAGAAAGAAAUUGUUU